Messenger RNA from Rhagoletis pomonella (apple maggot), 3148 nucleotides. It is a transcript of the gene Dis3, whose product is annotated as exosome complex exonuclease RRP44. NCBI's taxonomy places the organism in Eukaryota, Metazoa, Arthropoda, Insecta, Diptera, Tephritidae. The record is from RefSeq and is a predicted model, not a curated record. Gene Ontology annotation, molecular function: endonuclease activity; 3'-5'-RNA exonuclease activity; RNA binding. Gene Ontology annotation, biological process: rRNA catabolic process. Gene Ontology annotation, cellular component: nuclear exosome (RNase complex); cytoplasmic exosome (RNase complex).
ACAAUCCACUUUUGUUGUUCUUCCACAUGUUUAGUGAUUUUGUUAGGCGAAUUUGGGAUUUUAAUUUGGUUUUAAUAGUUUUUUUUUGUUUAAAAACCUAAAUUUCGCUUAAAAAUGCAGACCAUACGCGAGUUCACGCGUAAAACAAAGCGUGGCAACAUUCUAAAGAUCGUACGUGAGCAUUAUCUACGUGAUGACUUGGGAUGUGGUGCAGAGAUAUGCGAAAAUUGUGUGCAGGACGAAACUUCUGUGGCUUUACUUCCUGAGCGCGAAGUAAAAAGCACAUUAUUCCCUUUCCCGCACUAUAUUGUGUUGGAUACAAAUGUUGUGCUGAAUCAAAUCGAUGUGCUGGAGGAGGAUGCUAUAUCCAAUGUGAUUGUAUUGUCUACGAUGUUGAAUGAGGUUAAGCAUAAUAGCAGUGCGGUUUACAAACGAUUCCGCGAUGUUGUGCAGCAUAAGACGCGUGGUUUUUACGUAUUCGUAAAUGAGCAUCACAAGGACACUUAUGUUGAACGUGAGCCCGGUGAGAGUGCUAAUGAUCGUAAUGAUCGCGCUAUAAGAAAAGCCACACUCUGGUAUGAUGUCCACAUUGGGGAGGCACAAAAUAGUCGUGCUUUUCAAAAGUCAGGACGCCCACGCACCCGGGUGGUGAUGAUAACGGAGGAUGCCGCCAAUAGGGAGCGCGCUGAAAAGGAGGGUAUACUAGUAGCAAAUGCCGAGGAGUAUGUAAAAUCGUUAACUGACUUUCCAAUGUUAAUUGAUAAGUAUGCCCGUAAGAAUUUCGAAAGCGAUAAGAAGACAUUGCCCAUCUUUCCAACACACUUGAGUAUAAACGAUAUACAUGACGGCAUUAAGGCGAAACGACUGCUGCAGGGCUCUUUUCAGGCGUCUCGUGAGAAUUAUCUAGAAGGAGCGGUAUCGGUCGAAGGUUUCGAACAUCCGGUACUUAUACAAGGCCGUGAAGCACUAAACCGUGCUGUUGACGCUGAUAUUGUGGCUAUUGAGCUCUUACCUCAAGAAGAAUGGUCAGCUCCAAGUGAAAUUGUUUUGGAAGAAGGCGUUGAUGAAGAUCCGGGGGAUAAUGUAGAACGCACAGCCAAAGAAAAAGUCGUUUUUGAAAAGAAUCGCGGGAAAAGAGAAGAGAUUCGCCCUACAGGCAAGGUGGUAGGCAUAAUCCGCCGCAAGUGGCGUCAAUACUGCGGUAUAUUACAACCCAGUCUGUUGGAAAACACAUCACGCCAUAUAUUCAUUCCUGCGGAUCGUAAAAUUCCACGCGUACGCAUAGAAACGCGUCAGGCAGAGCAACUGCUGAAUAAGCGCAUAAUAGUAGCUAUUGAUUCUUGGCCACGCACAUCACGCUAUCCGCAUGGCCAUUUCGUACGCAGCCUUGGACCGCUGGGCGAUGUGAACACCGAAAAUGAGGUGAUACUCCUGGAGCACGAUGUGCCGCAUAGCAAAUUCUCCGAGGAGGUGCUGAGUUUUCUACCACAAAUGCCAUGGAUCAUUACACCGGAGGAUUACGAAAAGCGUGUCGAUUUACGCGAUUUGAAUAUUUGCUCUGUGGAUCCGCCAGGUUGUACGGAUAUUGAUGACGCUCUACAUUGUCGCGAACUGCCUAAUGGACGUUUAGAAGUAGGCGUACAUAUCGCUGAUGUGAGUCACUUCAUUCGUCCUGGCAACGCGUUGGACAAGGAGUCAGCGUCACGUGGUACCACGGUUUAUUUGGUAGGCAAACGUAUUGACAUGGUACCGGAACUAUUGAGUUCCAAUUUGUGUUCGCUAGUAGGAGGUGAAGAACGUUUUGCUUUCUCUUGUAUUUGGGAACUGGACAAUGAGGCGAAUAUAUUAACGAAACGUUUUCACAAAAGUGUUAUCAAAUCCAAGGCAGCGAUGACAUACGAGCAGGCGCAAAUUAUUAUUGACGAUACAACGCAGCAAACGGAAAUCGCCAAAUCUCUUAGAAAUCUCAAUAAACUGGCGAAAAUAUUGAAGAAGCGACGUAUGGACAAUGGCGCUUUGGUGCUAGCGUCACCGGAGAUACGUUUCCAAGUCGAUAGUGAGACGCACGAACCACUCGAAGUAGAGGCAAAACAAGUGCGUGAAACGAAUUCCAUGGUUGAAGAAUUCAUGUUGUUAGCCAACUGCACAGUGGCUGAACAUAUAUGUACCGAGUUUCCGGAAUGCGCCAUGUUACGCAGGCAUCCGCGGCCAGCGCCAAGCAAUUUCGAACCACUUAUUAAAGCGGCGAAUCAUCAAGGCUUUGAAAUUAAAAUUGAUUCAGGAUUGGAAUUGGCUGGCUCAUUGGAUGCUUGUGUGAAGCCAGAUAAUGCAUAUUUUAAUACAAUGAUACGUAUUCUGACGACACGUUGCAUGAUGCAGGCAGUUUACUUUAUUAGCGGCACACUGCAACCAGAGGAAUUUUUCCAUUACGGGUUGGCGACACCGAUUUACACACAUUUUACAUCGCCAAUUCGAAGAUAUUCGGACAUCAUUGUGCAUCGCCUCUUGGCUGCUUCUAUAGGCGCUGAUAGUACAUAUGCUGACCUACUCGAUAAGAAAUUGAACGAAGAGUUGUGUCAUAAUCUAAAUUACCGACACAAGAUGGCACAAUAUGCGGGACGUGCAUCAGUUGCGCUAAAUACGCAUUUGUUCUUCCGUGGAAAAACUCAGGACGAAGAAGGUUAUGUGCUGUUUGUACGAAAAAAUGCAUUACAAGUGCUUAUACCAAAAUUCGGUUUGGAAGGUACUGUAUAUCUGAAUUCGUUAUCCGGCGAUAAAGCGGCCACACCAGGCGGUGUAGUGUUCAAGUUUAACGAGGAGGAUUAUACACAACGUUGUGGAGAUGUCGUUUUUCAUGCGUUUGAUCCAGUAACUGUACGUUUGAGUUUGGAUUCGCGUAAUGUACAACAUGAGAAGCUGGUUUUCCAAUUGGUUAAACCUUAUAUAAAAGGCUUCAGCGCCGAAUCGCCGUUUGAUGUGGAAAUGUCGGACGCAAAGGCAACAGAGGAAGCUCCGCCCCAAAAGAAAAGCAAGAAAUCACAGAAGAAAAAACCAUAAUUUCUUGAUAAACUUUAUUAUAUAUAUAUAUAUAUUUUUUUCUAAUAAACAAAAGUCGCAAGUACAUACGUGCAAAAAUUAAAAACGAAAA